AUGAGUCACAAGCGCUGGGCCAUUCAGCGGCCGGGCUCGUGCAUUGACAGACCCAAGCCGAGAACCACGAUCCUUGGCGAUGAUCAUGACGCCUGGGGUAGUAUUACACAUUGCACAGUGCAUCGCCGCUCUCGCACUUACAUGCUCUCCUCUCAGCACGAGGCGCUUACAGUGUCAAUACGCAUCCGCCAAUCAUGGCCCUCUGCAACUUACACCUCGAGAUCGAAGCGCGUCCGCGAUAAUUCUUUACAGAGACAGAGAAGGAAAAAAAGAGACGUGUUUCAGAUUCUUCUCUUUCUCGUGUUCCCAAUGAGAGACGAGUUGUCUAAUGUUUCUUGUUUCGUGGAGAGUCCAGGGGAUCGGAUGGGUCCUAUGCCGGAGCCCACAGCCUACAGCCCGUCAGCCGCCCAUCGCCAACCAUUGUCCUUCUCUGCUUCAUCGACAGCAUAA
Molecule: messenger RNA, 450 nt
Organism: Fusarium proliferatum ET1
Lineage: Eukaryota; Fungi; Ascomycota; Sordariomycetes; Hypocreales; Nectriaceae
Exons: 1
Coding region: 1-450 (149 amino acids)
Source: RefSeq, a predicted model, not a curated record